GUCGUCGCUGCUAGCCUCGUAUCGCUUCUAAUUCGCGUUGCUAUGACAGUCCACCUUCGUGUUGCAGCGAGUGAAUGCUCCGAGUCGUAGUGAGACUGAAGUUAUUACAGAGCGCCGAACUCGCUGAGCCCGACUGAUGUGCGUACUCAUGUUACGGCGCGGUUCACCGAUGCGAGCAGGUCGGCCGAAGGGAUCGACCUCGUUUAGGUCGUCACAAGCUCGCCGGAAAACUUUCAGAGUGCAUUCAGCAAUUCUCAUCUCAACCAGGUCGACCAGUCGCGGUCUACUUGGGUGUGCUGAUCGUCAACGGGUCUUCUCGCGAGCACGCGUCGUGGGUGCCUCGUGUAAAUGGCGGGUGAUGUGAUGGCAAUGUUGUUGACGUGACGCGUGUCUUCUUGUUUCGUGUCGCUCACACGACUGACAAUUCGCGCUGUCAGUUUUCGCAACACAAGAAGCGUUCGCGCUAAAGUCGAUUUUUCAUAUACACCAAUAUAUACAAAAGCCACACAUCACCUUCUCUUUGAGUUUCUGAGUUCGCACGAUGAGCGCGUUUUAUUGAACUCUGCAAGAGAGUAGGGAGAUGAUCUUGAGAGCAGCUCCAUGAGUGUCGGUUGAUUCGAGUGUGACUUGUGCGCGCUUUAAGAGCGAGCCGGGACGUUGGGGACUCACUCUGGGACGAAGGACGGGGAACUCGCUUCGAAACGAAUUCGUGACCGACUGUUUUUUAAAUCGCCGUGAGUGCCAAAGCGUUAUCGCGGCGGCGGUGACGAAACGAACAAUGUGCGCGACUUGACGCCGUCUCUAUGCACCGGCCAGUAACGCGCCGAUUGCACGCGCCGUUGCUUCGUCGUACGGUGCUGUGAAAAAAUCGCGGUGAUAAAUAACAUUAUAUACACAAAUAUAUAUAUUUAUUUAUAUAAUAUAUACGUAUAUAUAUAUAUGCUACAAGGUGCAAGAAAUCGCAGACUGUUCGCGAUUGCGUCGCGUACGGCCGCGUCGAGCACGUUUGAACAAUCGAGAAACGAGAUAUCGUAUGUUAUCUCUUUCUCACAUUCGGUUUGGGGCGUUUAGCGAAUAAAGAAGAUGUUUAACUUUAUGAAGAAGACCGUGGAGAAGGACGACAAGGAGAAGCGGAAGCGCGAGAAGAAGGAGCGGAAGGAUGUCAAGAAACGCGAUCGCAGCAGCAUGUCCGCAGAGGAACUCCUGCGAUUAGACGAGAUUCAGUAUUGUCACUGGUUGGAUGUGGUUUCGCGCGAUAAGAAGCGCCGAUUGCAUAUGUCGUCGUUAUAUGUUCUCGAAAUAAGAAUUGCGAAAUUAUUCUACACGCGCGAUAUGGGCAACACGAUGGUAGAAUCGCAUCGUUCGAAAACUAAAAGAAAACUAUUAGGAAAGAUUUUUGUUCGUAGAUCACUGAAAAUUCCCGGUCGCCGGAAGGAGAAAGAAAAGUUACCGAGCGGCAUCACCGCGGAUUACAGCGCGUCGUUUUUCGCCCACUUGGACCGCGAUCUUCUGGACGGCGCUCAAAACACAGGAUCGGGUCCGGGCUCGACGAUCAGCGCUAGCACGAGCAGCUGGACCACCAGAACACCCGAUGGAUUGACCCAGAGCGAUUCGUCGGAGGCGUCCCUCACAUCUCUGACCACGACAACGACUAUGUCAUCGACGACAACGACGAGCUACGCUGGCGGACACUCUACGGGUAAAAAUUUGCCGCCGUUGCCACCGAAACCUCCGAAGCGAGGAAUCUUGAAAGGACCCCGAUUGACCGUCAAUAGCGGGUCUGUGAGCGUUCUCUCGGAAGAAAGCUCUUUGCCAAACGGCACAGAAACCAGUUACCAGGAAGCUAGUAAUAAUCUGCUGGUGAGAAACACUCUUCAGAACGAAGUAAUCGCUUAUCAGAACGUGCCGACGCAUCUGAACAACGUCUUGAACAAAGACGAGGUCUUCAGCGAGGAGGAAACAGUGUGUCAGACCACGUGGCGCGUUACCCCGCAACAACAGACGGUCAUUCAGCAACAAUAUCAACAGCAACAACAACAACAACAUCAUCAGAUUGACGCUAAAUUGCUGCAGGUCGUUACCAGUGCUAGUCCAUCCGCGGAUUCCUUGACAGACACAACAAACUCGAGUUUUGCGACGCCGCCGUUCAGUCUGUCGCCCGUCGGCGAGUCUCAGGGCUUCUCGAGGUGGCGGUCUUCCGUCUCCUUCGAGGAGCAAGGAAUCGAGCUGCAGCUCCCGGAGAUCGUGCCGCUCGAGCUACCCGAACCUCGGGAACUCACCAUCCAGAGGCAACCACCACCUAGAAACGACUUCGGGUUUUCGCUUCGUCGUGCCGUAAUCGUAGAACGAAUGGCGAACGGUGUCACGCAAAUGAGACCGGUGAUUUUCGCCGAGCCUGGUGCUUUGGUGCAGCACAACAACGACACGGGUCUAUUGCCUGGUGAUAGGCUCAUCGAAGUCAACGGUAUCAAUGUGGACGACAAAUCGCGCGAGGAAAUCAUCGAUCUCAUCAAAAGCUCUUGUAGCAGCGUCACCGUAAAGGUGCAACCGGUUGCCGAGCUGUCAGAAUUAUCGAGGCGCGGUGGUUGUGACGGGCGUCACGUCGAAUUGGCACCUGCGAAUAUUCGAAGCGGCACGCUUCGCCGAUCCGGUAGUUUGCGGUUUCAUCAAAAUACAGCGCGGUCAGAAGAACAUUUGGCGCAGGAACAGGCAUGGUUAACUUCCGAAAAGAUCUGGUUGUUGCAUCGCGGAGGCUUUACUCCCGCCACAAGAUGCGGUUCCGCCGAUCCCGACACAGGAAAGUUAAGAAUUCGAUUGACCACUUCCGGAGAGGAAUUGCUUGUGGACGAGGAGGACGUCGAGAAGGCCAAUCCACCUCAAUUCGAUAAAGCCGAGGAACUCUCUCAGCUACGGUUUCUGAAUGAAUCGUCUGUUCUUCAUACAUUAAGACAACGUUACGCCAGCAAUUUGAUACAUACAUAUGCAGGAGACAGCAUGAUCGUUAUCAAUCCAGUUGCACCGUUAGCGAUUUAUUCCGAAAAGGUUGCGCACAUGUUUCGAGGUUGCAAGAGCGAGGAUAUGCCGCCGCAUAUAUACGCCAUAGCGCAGUCGGCUUAUAGAGGAAUGCUGGCAACGCGCAGAGACCAUUCUCUGGUUUUCCUCGGGCGAAGCGGAGCGGGGAAAACUACGAACUUCAAACACGCUCUUCAUUAUCUCGUGCUGGCCGCUGGCACAGUUAACAAGAUACUGACAAUUGAAAAGCUGAACGCGCUUUUUACGGUUCUCGAAGCGUUCGGAAACAGUAGAACGCACAUGAACUCGAAUGCGACACGUUUCACGCAGCUCUUCAGCCUUGACUUUGACCAGUCGGGUCAAAUUGCAUCGGCCUCUCUGCAAGUGCUACUUUUGGAAAAAUCGAGAAUAGGUCGACGAGCAAACGGGGAUCCAACGUUUCAUGCCGUUUACCGUCUGUUGGCGGGUGCGGAGGGUGCACUGAGGAAAGAGUUACACCUCACGAAUCUAGUCGCUGAAAACAAUCCUUUUAUCACGCCUCUGCAGAAGCAUGAAGACAAGCAGCGAGCCAUGGUCGAAUUUAAUCGUAUCGUCGCUGCGUUUAGAAUACUCGGCAUCUCCGAGGCCGACGAAAAAGUUAUUUGGCUGGUGCUGGCCGGUAUUUAUCACUUGAGCUGUGCUGGUGCGGUGAAAGCUGGCACCAGUUCGCAAAGCAGGUGGCAGUUUGCAAGAGUCGAAUGCGCAGAAAAAGCCGCCAACUUGCUGGGCACCAGCGUUGAGGAACUAAGCAGAGUGGUAUUCUCCUCAAACGGAGGUGGUGCUGGAACACCGAGUACUCCAAGACCUGCUCUGAGAACACCCAGCCCUACGGAUCAGAGCAAGGACGUCACGGGACUUGACGCGUUGGAAGGACUACUGGUUGGACUCUAUUCUGAGGUCUUCCAUUGCAUCGCGGCUCUUAUCAACAAAUCCAUAUCAUCCGCUGUACAUACGGUUUCAUCUCUGCUGCUGUGUGAUUCGCCAGGUUUUCAAAAUCCUGCCUCCUGUGGCAGGCAAACCGGUGCUACCUUUGAAGAUCUUUGUCACAAUUAUCUACAAGAACGCUUGCAGUUACUGUUUCAUCACACUACAUUAGUAGCCCCAAAAGAUAGGUAUGUUCAAGAAGGCAUUGAUGUAGAUUACGAGGAUGAUUACGAUGAAGAUGGCAUCGGUUCGCCUCAAGGUUUGGUUUCUCUUUUGGAUCGCGGAAGCUCGCAAAGCGCGACGAUGUUGCGAACUAGUCAAAGCGAUCUUAGCAGUAGUAGACAAAUGGAACGAAAAGGAUUACUGUGGCUAUUGGACGAGGAAACUGUGUGUCCUGGAGGUAGCGACGAGACCUUCCUGGAUCGCUUAUUUUCUUAUUAUGGAGAUCGAGAUCACCAAAUGCUUCUGCGAAAAGCGCCAGGUAAUAAUCAAUUUGUUCUGCAACACUUGCUGGGAACAAAUCCCGUCCUUUACACUGCAACUGGUUGGCUUAAAGCCACACGCGAAAAUCCUGUUGCCAAGAAUGCCAUCACGAUACUUCAAGAAAGUACAAGGGAACAUAUGAGCAUGCUGUUCGUAAGUGCUCGAGGUGCUGGAGUUUCCGGUGCUCUUUGCAGUUCCAUGCUGGGGCUCGAGGGCUCGCAAUCUCUAAGACGUGCUUCCAGUAUUCGAAGAACAUUCACAGCUGUUAAAAGGAAGAAUGUUUGUCUACAAGUGAAAUUUACUGUGGACGGUCUCGUUGAAACACUGCGAAGAACUCGCGUGAAAUUUGUGCACUGCCUCUUGCCUCAACACAACGCUGGUUGCACCGACAAUAAGAGUCUCCUCUCGGUCAAGUCAAAUCAAAGCGAAGACAGUGUCAUUAAUGUGCCUCUUCUGCGAUCACAGAUUCGCGGAAGUCAAAUAAUAGACGCUGUUCGCUUACACAAAGUUGGAUUCCCGAAGCACAUGGCCUUAGGUGAAUUCAGACGUCGAUUCAGAUUGCUGUCGAGCGACGUAAACGCUCGUCCCGGAAGUCCCGUGACCGACGAACGUCGCGCUGUCGAGGACAUGCUGCUCACCGUCGAUAUCGACCCAGCGUCCUAUCGAGUCGGCCAGAGUCAGAUAUUUUUCAGAUCUGGCACUCUCGAACGAUUGGAAGCUCAGAGGGACGAAAAACUCACAGGACACAUCAUUCUGCUACAGGCGAGAUGCAGAGGCUAUCUAGCGCGUCGCAAACUCAACACCUUAAAAUUGCAAGAUCUUGCAGUGCGAUGCAUCCAGAGGAACGUGAGGAAGCUGAUGUCGGUGCGAGAAUGGCCUUGGUGGAGAUUGUACGUGAAAGUCGCGCCCUUGUUGAACGUUCAUCGAACCGAAGAUCAGUUGAAAGCGCGAACGGAAGAGCUCGAACUUCUCAGGGCAAAAGUUGAACGUCUGGAGCAGGAACGCAAUCAUCUCAAGCAUGACAAUGACAGACUAGAGGCGAAGCUGAGCGAGAUGACCGCAGACUUCGCCGAGGAACAUUCUACGUCUACACUGGCUGCGGAGAGAAUCGACGCCGAGACUUCGGAGCGUCUGCGGCUGGAGCGAGAGUUGCAGGAUGUAACCGAGGCUAAUAAGAAUCUUCAGCAGACGACCGAACGGCUGGAGAUGGAACUGCUUUACGCGAGGGCUGCCGAUUUGAACGGAGUCGCCUCUGACGGCGAGGAAGGCGAGGACAGCAGCGGUGUUUAUAAGCAAAGGUACGAGCACGCGAUACGAGAACUCGAAUUCACAAAGAGGAAAAUGGCACAGCAACACGAGGACGAUCUGGAGCAACUGGUGGGGUUGAAGAAGCAGUUAGAGAAAAAGUUGGCCGAUGCUUAUGAGGAGGUGGAGGAGCAGCGACAAGUCGUCGGACAGUGGAAGCGACGAGUUCAGAAACUUAACGGUGAGAUGCACGAUCUAAGAUUGCUGUUAGAAGAGCAGACGGCCAGAAACAACCUCCUCGAGAAGAAACAGCGCAAAUUUGAUUCGGAAACUCAGAAUUUGAUGAAUGAUCUCCGACAGGAGAAAGCACAACGUGAAAGAUUAGCGAGAGAAAAGGAAAUAGCUAUUGCGGAAAAAUUCACAAUAGAACAAAAUCUAAGUGAUGCAAGAUUAGAAAUCGAACUAAAAGAGGAAAGGCUUCGCACGUUAACUCAAGAAUUAGAAGAGCUUACUUUUGGCGGCAAAACGGAGGAAGAAGUUGCGCAACUGAAGAAAGCGAAGCACGAGCUGGAAAAACGUACAAAGGAUCAGGAAGAGGAAUUGGAUGACCUGGCCGGUCAAGUGCAAUUGCUUGAACAGGCAAAACUCAGACUUGAAAUGAGCAUCGAACAACAACGAAAGGAAAUGCGCAAAGAAAUGCAGCAGCGCGACGAGGAAUUAGAAGACGUUCGCGGCAACGCGCAUAAAAAGGUCAAAGCUCUCGAGUCGCAGUUAGAGAACGAGCAUGAGGAAAGAACGAUUCUUUUGAGAGAAAAGCACGAACUAGAACGUCGUUUAGUGACUCUGGAAGAACAAGACCGAGCCGAUCGCGCGGCAGAAGCUGAAACCAUGCAGAGGCUGAAGAGAGAUCUGAAGAGAACAAAAGCAUUACUCAGAGACGCACAGACAAUGCUUGAGAGAUCUAAAGGCGACUCGACAGGCAAAGUUGCGCUGCGUCAAUUGAAGAAUCAAUUAGAAGACGCAGAAUGCGCCCGAGCAGCGGCGAUUAAAGCGAAACAGGCAUUGGAACAAGAAUUAAACGAGACGCAAGCGACUUUGGAAGAAGCCAUGCGACAGCGUUCCGAAGCGGAAGAAAAAGCUAAUGCAGCCAAUCGUGAACGCACGGAACUGCUCUCUCAAUUAGAGGAGAAUGAAGAGGAGCUUUCCGAGGUUUUAAAGAAAUAUCGGACUGCGGUGCAACAAGUGUCCGCGGAACAAGGUCAGUUACAAGAGGCGCAGGUGCAAAUUGCCGCACUUGAAGCAGAGAAAUCGUCACUGAAAGAUCAACUGGCGGAAUUGACACAACGAUUAGAAUCAGUGGAGCAACUUGGUGAUCCUACGGCAAACAGUCUCGCCACAAGACGUCUAGAAUUCCGAGCUAAAGAGCUCGAAAGCAAGCUCGAACUGGAGCAGACCACGAGAGCUCGUUUGGAGACUCAAAUAGCACGAUUGAAGGAGAACGUCGAGAAGUUGCAGACCGAGUCGGCCUUACUCAGAACUAAGGAGCAAACUGCUCAGGAUACGGCGAGAAGAUUGCAACGAUCUUUGCGUGACGCUCGCGACGAAGCUAGCGCGGCGAUAUCGCGCGAGCAGGAAGCACUGCGCGCACGUCGUGACAUAGAAAAGUCUUUGGAAGCGGCCGAGGCCGAAACCAAAGUGGCCAGAGACGAUCUCAGACUGGCGCUUCAGAGGAUCGAUGACUUGCAGAGCGCGAUUCAAGGCGAGCUCGAUUUGGACUGCAGCGAGGAAGCCACUAGCGAAAAUAGUGACAGUGAUUGAUCCGAGCCAUCAUCGGACCUAGAGUCCGAUCAAAACGACAAGGACACACCCGAAGAAUCAACGGAUCACAUUGUGGACGAACUCUCGCGUACUGACUCAUCGAACAGAACGUGAACGCUGCAAUCUCGCCCGUAUUUAAGAUACAAUAGAACAUGAAAGUGACAAAACAAUAGGAUAAUUCGUAAUCCAGAGAGACGAAAGACUGGCAAGGAUUACAGGACUGAAAAACAGGCUCGCGAUACAUGAAUAGAUCUUGUGUUACUUGAAUGUUAUUCGAAAAACGUACGCUGGCGCUUUUUCUUUCACUUGUCGCAGGACAUGAACUUCCGAAGGUGAUUGAAGCUAGCGCGAAAGAGGUAGCUAGUUGAAGUCAAAAUCAAACUUAUAGAGCGAAGUUGGAGCUGUGCGGUGUAGAGCUAAGCUGUUCAAGUGUGUUACACUUUUGGCGAGCGAUGAUAAACUGUUUUUUUUUAGGUGCUAACCACAUAUAAUUCCCGACGAAAUCUCGAUGUCGUGGCUGGAUUUGCACUUAGUCGUGCAUAAUCGCGGUGCUAUUAUUAUAUCUCGUCCGUUUUUUACACGAAACAAACCGUCGAUGAAACAACGACGCAGUCCUUUUCCAGUCUUCCACAGUAAUUCGAUCCUCUUCUUCGCGAAUGCGGAUGUUGAAACGGGAAUUGCGUGCAUUGCUGCCGAACAAAAGAAAAUAAAAAUAUAUAUAUACAUAUAUACAUAUAUAUAUAUAUAUAUAUAUAUAUAUAUAUAUAUAUGUCCAGUCAAACGGCAACUUGUAUAUUAAGCAUUUAAAAAAUAAAUAAACGAAUACAUAGGAAAAUUUUAUUCCGACCUUUAUCUAUCGACGCGUCAUGAGAUUUCGAUUUUUGAAAGACGUUUAUAUACUUUUGUUCGACAGCGUACCUUUAUAUAAUCCCGCGCCUAUAUAUUUUCUCAUGCGGAAUUUAACGUGAGAACUCGUCUUCUACGUAGAAAUAAACAAACACACACACACGUACACUUAUACACACACACGCAUAUAUAUACAUACACAAAGCGUUUUUUUAAUCCCUGCGAGAUUUUUGCUGCCUUGAGGCUCAAUUUAUGUAUUUCGCAUUUGUAUAAGAAGGAAGGAAAGAAAAGGAGAAUGUAGGACGUAGGAACAAUGAGAAAUAUGUGCCACGACUCGACUAGGGACUUUUGGUGUUGUGUAAGGAAACUCUCGUGUAACUUAUUGCUUUGUAAAAUGCAAAUCUCCUAUUUAAUUA
Messenger RNA from Pseudomyrmex gracilis, 8783 nucleotides. Its product is annotated as unconventional myosin-XVIIIa-like. NCBI's taxonomy places the organism in Eukaryota, Metazoa, Arthropoda, Insecta, Hymenoptera, Formicidae. The transcript has 28 exons. The coding region runs from base 1084 to 7521 and encodes 2145 amino acids. The record is from RefSeq and is a predicted model, not a curated record. Gene Ontology annotation, molecular function: protein binding; ATP binding; cytoskeletal motor activity. Gene Ontology annotation, cellular component: myosin complex.